Messenger RNA from Aaosphaeria arxii CBS 175.79, 742 nucleotides. Its product is annotated as DUF1909-domain-containing protein. The record is from RefSeq and is a predicted model, not a curated record. The coding region runs from base 60 to 293 and encodes 77 amino acids. Lineage: Eukaryota; Fungi; Ascomycota; Dothideomycetes; Pleosporales. The transcript is spliced from 3 exons.
CUCUUGUCGCAACCUUUGAUCGCACAACACUCUCAAAUCCACAACCACCGACUAACACUAUGGGUAACGGAGCCAAAGCACAGCAGAAGCGCGACCGCGCGAAGGAGAAGGGUCCUAAAGAGGCGAAGAGCCAACUGAAAUCCAACGCCGCCGCCAUGUCCAUCAAGUGCAAAAUAUGCUUCCAGUCUUUCCAGAGCACCAUCAGCCGCAAGAUGCUAUCGGACCACGCAUCGAACAAGCACACCAAAAACUUCGAGGAUUGCUUCAACGCCGACGAGGGUGUUGCCAAAUAAGUGCUUCACCUCACUCAUUGAUAACGGAUCAACGAUACAAUCAGCAUGGUGGAGUUUGAGCGAUUUUUGAGAUACCAACGUUUGCGCCUGAGGCAAAACAAGAGCGUAACAAGUAGUAGGGCGCGGAUCUAUCUGCCUGAAGUAAAGAAAUGAAUUUCAACGAACGAGAGAAAUGCCUUAUUCUUCUUGAUGUCACAAACGCCCCCAUCAGUUACCUCCUGUUGUAAACUACCACUUGAUCGGCGUUCCCUAUUUCCUAAUCGCUUGCAUUGAUCAAAGCAUGUUGGGUUCAAGCGAACGGUGUACAGGCAUGAAUGUUCGGUGACUUAUUUGUUCUACACCAUGCAAUUUUCUACUUUUGGUAUUGCUGUGGCUGUGACUACGACUGUUCCUGUCCUAUUAACAUGCUCCCAUGAAAUAUCCAUCAAUACAAUCUUGGGGAGUCUGGC